AUGACCUCAAGUAGUGCUACCUCCCCCUACAAUGAUUCUCAGACAGUCAACUCCGAUCAUGCGCAGGGUCCAUUGCGCAAGAAAAUGCGCAAAGGAACGAAAUCCUGUCUAGAAUGUCGGCGUCGAAAGAUCAAGUGUACGUUUGAACCAGGAAGGCCGGCUUGCUGCAAUGAAUGCUAUGCCAGAGGAUCCACAUGUAUAGACCAAGAGCAUGGAGACAUCCAGACAUAUGCGACAACUAAUGCCGAACAGUCCUCCUAUAGCCUGAGAGAACGAGUCUCUCAAUUGGAGGAUCUCGUAAAGCAGGUUUUACAUCGCCUCCCCGAAAGGGCUGAUGAGACAGAUAAGGCCCAGGAACAAGACAAGUCACAGGUCGAUGCUCAAGCCGCAGAAGUCUUAAAAUCACUGAAAAGCUCUUUAAGACGCGCGGACGCUGUUCUGGAAGAGUCCUUAUUACUUCCUGGUGGUCUUCGAGACGAUGCCCCUGCCCUGACUCUCUUCGACAACGAGGUCAUCACGAGGAAAGAGAGCCAACCUGUAAUAUCUCGUGCGCAAUACAACAAGUCAAAAGCCCUCAUCACAGCACUGAGCCAACUACUACCCUCUCCACAUGACCUGGAGAUCAUUCUUCAGAACUCUCAUGAAUGGUGGCUCAUAUGGCGGAAAAUGUUCCCCGAAAUCACCGACAGCCGGUGUGAUACCAUCAAAGAAUCAGUCUCCCAUUCUCUCCGAUCCGAAAAGCCCGCCGAGCUGGCCAAAAUCAUGUUGUGUAUAGCUAUCGGGGUCCAUCAAUUACCAGACAGCUUCGAUUGGUCCAUUCUACAUAUGAAGGAGGAGCCUGCCGAGUUGAUGGAGAGAUACAUCGCGACUGUCGACCGCCUAAUCACCUCCGACGACGAAAUAGCUGCAACACUUGAGGGAAUCGAAUGUAUGAUGCUUGAGGCCAAAUACCAUGUCAAUAUGGGACGUCCCAGGCGUGCUUGGCUCCUUUUCCACCGUGGUAUCGCAUUCUCCCAGCUCUUGGGUUUCCAUCGUCUAGCAGCCCAACCAAACACAUCAUCUCCACAGCACCAACGUCAGGUCAACCUGUGGAGUCACCUAGUGCUAGGUGACAGGUAUCUCUCUUUACUUCUUGGCUUGCCGUACUCGGUUGCCGAGUCUUUUGUGGCUCCUUAUGUAAGUGGUGCUCACAUCGCUGCAGGCAAUACUGGCGAGAUCUUUGUCUCAAAGAUGAUUCCCGUAGUCACCAAGAUCAAUGAUCGAAAUCAGAGUAUUACCCCCAUGGGCUACUCGGCCACAUUAAGAAUGGACCAAGAUCUUGAAGAAUUGCAUGACGCCCAGGAUCCUGCUUGGUGGUCAACGGAUUUCUUACCGGGUACUCCUCCAGAAGAACAUUUCGAUCGACUCCAAGCACACUUUUUCUACCACCAAGCAAAAUUGCUGCUUCACAUGCCUUUCAUGCUCCGGUCUUCAAGCGACAAACGUUAUCAAUAUUCUCAUACCACUGCACUGGACGCUUCCCGAGGAAUGAUCAGGGUCUACGAUGCACUACGCAGCAAUACCGCUGUUGGUCCAUUCAUCUGCAAGCUGAUUGACUUUCAGACUUUUACAGCAGCGAUGUUAUUACUGCUGAAUUUGUGCGGCUAUUCCCAACAGAAUCGAAAUACUCAUUCUACACAGCCAGAUCAUGAACAGGAUCAGAAAGAUUCAGAUCUCAUUGAUCACACCAUCCAUCUUCUCAAAGAUGCUUCCAAAGAAGCCGGCGGCGUGGUCGCUGCUCAAAGCGCCCAAGCUCUCGAAAUGCUAGCCAAGGUACGGCAGGGGUGCACGGAGCGUGAGGCUAAGGAGUGUGCCGCCUCCAAAGAGACGUGCCAGGUCUCCAUUCCAUACUUCGGGACGAUUUCAAUCGGCAUGGGCAAGAAAUUCGUUCCGAUCAAACCAGGAACGUAUGUCUCAAGAGGAAACUCCGCGCUAAACACCACCAUCUCGGCUGGAGGAGUCGCAAAUAGCGGUCUCCCUACGCCGCCCUCGAACUAUUCCAAUAGCACACAGCAUUCGCCAUUAGUCACAAAUGUCGACAGCCAGCUCCAAGCACACCGCUUACCUGUUUAUGAAUCAACCUCAUACAUAGCACCUGGACUAGAUUCAUGGCCCGAAACUGACGAUCCACUGGUCACAUUCGACAGCUUCAUGUCGUUUCCCUCACAGGUCCCAAUGGAUUUCCCGUCGGCGAGCGCGACAGGCAGCUCCGGCUUCACUCCCCAGCAGCAGAACCAAAGCCCAUACAACGCCGCCAUCCACGACUUCAACACCGGCGUCGCCACGGGAGGCAUGGGCAAUGUCGCCGCUCAGAACUUCAACUUCGGCUCCUUCCCGUUCAACCAGACGAAUCUCGAUCUCGACCAGGGAUGGAACUGGUUCGGUAUGGAUGCUCCAGUCGUGCCACAGUGA
This is a messenger RNA of Exophiala bonariae, 2451 nucleotides long. RefSeq lists its product as uncharacterized. The record is from RefSeq and is a predicted model, not a curated record. Lineage: Eukaryota; Fungi; Ascomycota; Eurotiomycetes; Chaetothyriales; Herpotrichiellaceae. The transcript has a single exon. The coding region runs from base 1 to 2451 and encodes 816 amino acids. Gene Ontology annotation, molecular function: DNA-binding transcription factor activity, RNA polymerase II-specific; zinc ion binding. Gene Ontology annotation, biological process: regulation of DNA-templated transcription.